CCACCGUUAUUCUACAGGGCAUCGCACUGAAGUUACGAGGACCGCGCAAGCGUUCUUACCUACUUCACAAACGGUCUUCUUCAGUCUCUUGCGGUUGUCCAUUAAGUUUUAGAGUUUGUUUGGAAGUGACUUUUGCAGUUCUAAGCGUAUUUUCUGAGAGCUGGAACUUUCCCGUUUUUCACAAUGGAAACUAUUCCAUCAUUGGGAAUAUGACCAGAGCCCAGAAGAGCAGCUGAGUUCGGAGACGGAGAAGGAUACGCGCUGUUUCUUCUGCCUCUAACGAGACGAGCGCAAUCGGCAAUUAGCAAUAUUGCAAGGAUUUCAAAAGUUUAGGAAAAAAAAAAACCUGGAAGAGAAAUACACGCAGAGAGUCGCUUUGGAUUGUUUUUGAAGACCGAUUUAGUCUUUUUCUCUGUUUUGGAUACAAUGCUGUAACGGUACCUAGAGUGGAUGCAUCUCGGUCCAAGGUUCUGUCCGAGAAAGGCGGGUUGGGACUUUGACUAUGGCGCCUUCAGGUAGGAGUUUGGACAGCUUUCACCUGGUUUUGUUAGUGCUGUGGACUUUAUUGCAGUUCUCUUCAUCCAGUCAAGUCCGUCAAGAGUUUCAGGUACUGGAGGAGCAGCCGAUCGGUACUUAUGUGGGCACUAUAGAAACGAGGGCGAGUUUCACCUACCGUUUCAGCGAGAACCACAAACUUUUUGCAAUAAACGGCACGACCGGCGUUAUAUACACGUCGUCGGUAAUUGACCGAGAGACCCUGCCGAGCAACAUCAUAAACGUAGUGGUACUGUCCAGCCAGCCUAUGUAUCCGACAGAGGUGCGCAUCGUUGUUCUGGAUAUAAACGACAACUCGCCGGUGUUUCCAGACGCGUCCAUCGUCGUGUCAUUCAAAGAGGACGCGGCGCGUGGCCGACAGGUCAUUCUGGAUACGGCUACCGACGCGGACAUCGGGAGCAACGGAGUCGAUCACACCACUUACCGAAUAGUUAACGGUAACGAGCGGAGGAAGUUUCGCCUGGAUAUCACCGUCAAUCCCAGCGGUGAGGGCGCGUUUUUGCACUUGGUGACCACGGGAGGGUUGGACAGAGAGCUCACCCCGUUUUACCAGCUCCUUAUCGAGGUGGAAGAUAAAGGAGAUCCGAAAAAAUACGGCUACCUGCAAGUAAACGUCACAAUUCAGGAUAUUAAUGAUAACGCGCCCGUGUUUGACCUAGAUCAGUAUCAGAGCUCGGUUUUUGAAGACGCUGUCGUCGGGACGAGCGUUUUACAGAUAACCGCAACUGACCAAGAUGAGGGGACCAAUGCAGACGUCAGGUACUUUUUAGAUGAAGGAACUCCUUUCCAGAUCGACCCUAAAGCAGGUACUAUAGCUAUUAAAGAGGCUUUAGAUUAUGAGAGUAAGAAAGAGUAUUCCCUCACUAUACACGCUGUGGAUAAUGGCGUGCCCUCUCUCUCGGGCAGGACAGAGGCAAUUAUUAAACUCCUUGAUGUGAAUGAUAACGACCCCGUGGUCAAAUUCAGAUACUUCCCCACCACCUCCAAAUUUGCCUCGGUCGAUGAGAACGCGCAGAUCGGGACAGUGGUGGCGUUGCUAACCGUCUCCGACGCCGAUUCCUCCGCGGCUAACGGCAACAUAUCUGUCUCCAUUCUCGGCGGGAAUGAACAGGGCCACUUUGAGGUGCACACCUCCCCCGUGCCCAACCUGAGCUUGAUCAAAGUGGCCAGCGUGCUGGACCGCGAGCGCAUCUCCUCUUACAACCUGACCGUGUCCGUUUCUGACAACGGCAAGCCCAUCGCCCGUUCCUCCUUCGCCAGCCUUGUCAUAUUUGUGAACGACAUCAACGACCACCCUCCCAUAUUCCAGGAAGCGGAGUACAAGGUGGACAUCAGCGAGGAUGUUCCCAGAGGCAGCUAUGUUAAAGGGGUCUUGGCCACAGAUGGCGACUCCGGGCAGAACGCCAACCUCCGCUACUCCCUGGUGUCCGGGAACAGCUUGGGCUGGUUCGCCAUCAGCGAAAACAGCGGCCUGGUCACGAGCGCUGCUGUGCUUGACCGGGAAACGGCGUCCGUAAUCGUGCUGAACAUCAGCGCCAAGGACCAGGGCCUGCAGCCCAAGAUCUCCUACACCAAGCUGAUCGUGAACAUCAUGGACGUUAAUGACCAGGUGCCCACCUUCACGCAGAGCACAUACCAUGUGGCGCUGGUCGAGCACUCGCCCACUGGUAGCGAACUGCUGCUGCUGUCUGCCACGGACACGGACCUGGGCGCCAAUGGCACGGUGCACUUCACCUUCGACCCUGAGACCCCGGGCCACGUGCAGGAAUUGUUCCAGCUGGAUGCGGCAACGGGAAGGUUAAGCGCCGCUACCGAACUGGACCGAGAAGAACGUGGCUCCUAUCUCCUCUACGUCAAAGCUACUGACUCUGGAUCUCCACCUCUGCACUCUGUUGCUAAAGUCAACGUCACAAUAAAAGACAUCAACGACAACAGGCCCGUGUUUUACCCCGUGCAGUACUUCGCUAACAUUAAAGAAAAUGAGCCGUCAGGAUCCUAUGUCACCACCGUGUCUGCCUCAGACCCUGACCUGGAGAGGAACGGUAUGGUCAGGUAUGCCAUCACCGCCGGCGACACGUUCAAGUUCCAUAUCAACAGCGACACGGGCCGAAUCACCACCCUGGUGCUUCUGGAUAGGGAGGAGAAGAUGGCCCACCAGCUGCAAGUUUCUGCUACAGACGGAGGGGGGCUGCACUCACAGGCACAUGCCAUCGUCACCGUCACCGUGGUGGACACGCAGGACAACCCCCCGACCUUUAGCCAGAAGGAAUACAGCUUUGUGAUGUUUGAGAACGUAGCCCCUAAUUCUGUGAUAGGGACUGUAUCUGCCACUACGGUUGAUCUGAACACUAAUAUCACGUAUCUGAUUGCGUCAGGGGACCAGAGAGGCUUGUUUGCUGUUAAUAGUGCCACAGGACACAUAAUGGCUACUGGUCUGAUAGACAGAGAAGAGCAAGCGUUUUAUCAGCUGAAGGUUAUAGGCAGAGGAGGAGAUGUUAUGGGGGAAGCUUUAGUAAACAUCACUGUGAAGGACUUGAAUGACAAUGCGCCACAUUUCCUUCAUGCAGUGGAGCACGUAAGCGCAGUGGAAAACUGGAACACAGGCCAUCAUAUAUUCCAGGCUAAAGCUUCUGACCCAGAUGAAGGAACUAACGGCAUGGUGGUGUACAGCCUACAGCAAAAUCCCAGACGGCUGUUUCAUAUUCAUGAGAAGCAUGGCCUCAUUACACUCACUGGGCCGUUAGAAGUGACCACCAGCUCGUACCAGAUCGAGAUCGUGGCCUCUGACCUUGGCGUUCCUCAGCGCAGCUCCACUCUCCUUCUGACGGUCAGUGUAUACGAUGUCAAUGACAAUGCUCCCACGUUCGACCAGCUCUCGUAUGAGGUCAUCAUCCCAGAGUCUGAGCCAGUGAACAGUCGUUUCUUCAAGGUGGAGGCCCUGGACAAAGAUUCUGGACUGAACGGAGAAAUCGUGUAUGACAUCACAGACGGCAACAGUAAUGACGUUUUUGGGAUCUUCCCCGAUGGGCAGCUGUACAUCAAGGCAGAACUGGACAGGGAAGUGCAGGACAGGUAUGACCUGGUGCUGGUGGCGCGCGACCGAGCGGUGGAGCCACUGAGCGCUAGCGCUAAUGUGACUGUGAUUCUGGACGACGUCAAUGACAACCGACCCCUUUUCAACAGCACUAAUUACCUCUUCCGUUUUGAGGAAGAGAGGCCUCGAGGCUCGUUGGUUGGGUGGGUUUUCGCAGAGGAUAGAGAUGCUGGUCCAAACAGUGAGGUGAGGUACUCGUUCGAAACCCCCCAGCCCAACUUUGAACUCAAUGCCAUUACCGGGGAAUUGACUAGCACCCUGCAGCUGGACAGGGAGUCCCUGAUGAGGCAGCGAGGCACUGCGGUGUUCGCCUUCACGGUCAUCUCGUCUGACCAGGGUCUCCCCAAGCCUCUCAGAGACCAGGCCAAAGUGCAGGUCUACAUCCAGGACAUCAAUGACAAUGCCCCCAAAUUCAGCAAAGACAUCUACCGGGCCUCGAUCUCAGAGUCGGCACAGAAUAUGACCCAGCUGCUGAGGGUUUCUGCCUCGGACAUGGACGAGAGCAAAAAUGGGCUGCUACACUACCACAUCUCGGAGGGCAAUAAGGAGAACUGGUUCAGCAUUGACAGCAGCUCUGGUCAAGUCACGCUGGUGGGAAAGCUGGACUAUGAGACCACGUCUUCUUACUCUCUCAAGAUCGUAGCCGAAGACUCAGGAUCAGUCCCUCUGUCCUCUUCCUGUCUACUAAGCAUUAAUGUUCUGGAUGAGAAUGACAAUUCCCCCUCUUUCCCCAAGUCCACCAUGACAGUGGAUGUUCUGGAGAACAUGAGGAUUGGAGAGCUAGUGGCAUCCGUCACAGCGACAGACUCGGACUCAGGUUCCAAUGCUGAUAUCACGUAUAGCAUCGUGGCUAACAACAACCACGGCACGUUCAGUAUUAGUCCGAGUACCGGGAGCAUUUUCCUGGUCAGGAAGCUUGACUAUGAAACCCAGUCCCUUUACAAACUCAACAUCACGGCCAAGGACAAUGGGAUGCCGCCCAGAUCCUCUUCUAUCCCUCUUGUAAUCCACGUUCGGGAUUUCAACGACAACCCUCCUGUUUUUACCCCGGGUGAUAUCUUUAAGUCCAUCCCAGAAAACCUUCCCCUUUCGACCUCUGUGAUGACAAUCACAGCUCAUGACACAGAUGCAGACAUCAAUGGGCAGUUAGAGUAUUCCAUCGUCCAGCAGACACCAAGAGGAAGCCAUUUUUAUAUUGACCCUUCCUCCGGAGACAUUCUCACAAACAACAAGAUUGACCGCGAGUUCUCCAACAUGUUUGAGCUGACAGUCAAAGCAUCGGACCUGGCCGUCCCAGUUGAGUUCCGGCGGUUUGCUCUGAAGAAUAUCACAAUAUGGGUCACAGACCAAAAUGACAACACUCCCAGCUUCAUAUCCCAGAAUGCCCUGGUGGCUGAAGUCAACAUUGUGAUCGGCUCGAUCCUGACCACGGUUGUGGCCUUCGACCCCGACGAGGGUGCAAACGGAGAGGUGGAGUACGAGCUGGUGAAGGGCGAUUCGGACACCUUCAUCAUGGACAGGUACAGCGGCGACAUCCGCGUGGCCUCUCCGCUCGUCCCCUCCAAGCUCAUCUACAGCCUGACUGUGUCCGCCACCGACCACGGCACCGAGCGCAGGACCGAGCGCACCGACCUGACCAUCAUCCUCCGAGGUCCGGAUGGGCCUGUCUUCUCUCAGGCCAAGUACAUCACCAUCCUGAAGGAAGGGCAGCCCGCCGGUACUGAUGUCAUCUCCCUGGACGCGUCCAGUCCGCGAGGCUCGGCCGCCAAGGUGGAGUAUUUCAUCGUGUCUGUCCGCAGCGGCGCAAGGGCCGUGGGGAGGCUCUUCUCCAUUGGGCGUCACACGGGCGUUAUCCAGACAGCCACGGAGCUGGACCGGGAGCAGGGUGAGGGCCUGUACCUGCUGGAUGUGUACGCCAUCGAGUCCGAAGCUAGCCAGCCCCGAACACAAAAGGCUGAGGUUGAGAUUACCCUCCAGGACAUUAAUGACAACCCUCCAGUUUUUCCCACCGAUAUCCUGGAUGUGACUGUGCAGGAGAAUGUUGGUGAUGGCUUUAGGAUAAUGCAGCUAACAGCCACCGAUGCUGACGAGGGUCCAAACGCUCUGGUCACCUACACCAUCAUCAGCGGGGCGGACGACAGCUUCCGUGUCGACCCUGAGUCGGGUGACCUCAUUGCUACGAAGAGGCUGGACAGGGAGCGCCGCUCAAAAUACUCCCUCCUGGUGCGCGCCGAUGACGGGCAGCAGUCGUCAGACGUGCGUGUGAACAUCACUGUCAGCGACGUGAACGACCACGCCCCCAAGUUCUCCCGCUCCGUCUACACCUUCGACAUUCCCGAGGACACGACACCAGGCUCCAUCGUGGCAGCCAUCCUGGCAAGCGACUCAGACUCUGGCACGAACGGCGAAAUAACCUACUCUCUGGAGGAUGACCCAGACGACGCCACCUUCAUCCUGAACCCUGUGACGGGCGUCUUCAAUGUGUCGCAGCCUCUGGACUUUGAGGCGCAGCAGUACUAUGUCCUCAGCGUGCGGGCGGCUGAUGGGGGAGGCCAGGCCAGCUCUGUCCGCGUCUACUUCAACGUCCUGGACGUCAAUGACAACCGGCCGGUCUUCAACGCCACCAGCUACAGCGCAUCGGUCUUGGAGAACCUCAGUCCUGGGACGUCUGUCCUCACAGUGGCAGCCAGCGACGCAGACAAUGGACCCAACGCCUUGCUGGCAUAUGGCAUCGCCUCCGGAGAUCCUCAGGACCAGUUCGGCAUCACACCCUACGGCGUCCUCCAAACCCGGAAACUCCUGGACCGGGAAGCACGCUCCUUCUACAACCUGGUCGUCACCGUUAGCGACCAGGCCCCGCCCCCCGCUCCCCGCUUCACGAGCUCCGCCCAGGUGUCCAUCAUUCUUCUGGACGUGAAUGACUGCGCGCCAGUGUUCACCUCGCAGACGACGGCGUACGUGCAGGAAAGCACGGCGCUGGACACGGCGGUGUUCACCGCGCAGGCGGCCGACGCAGACAGCGGCCCCAACAGCUACGUGGAGUACUCGCUUACCGGUUCCCACGGCAACAAGUUCAGCGUGGGCGCGGUGGAUGGCGUGGUGCGCCUGGUGGGCGAGCUGGACCGCGAGGAGAUGGCCAAUUACACACUAACAGUGGUGGCCAUGGACAAGGGCCAGCCGGCGCUCUCCUCUGCCAUGGAGGUGACCAUGGUGGUGCUGGAUGUGAAUGACAACACGCCGAGCUUCUCGCAGAACAUCUACGACGUGGAGAUUGAGGAGGACACGCUCAGCGGCACCGAUGUCCUGCAGGUGUUCGCCAGUGACGCUGACGAGGGCACCAACGGCCAGAUCCGCUUCUCCAUCGCUUCCGGGAACAGGAAUGGCGACUUCCGCAUCGACUCGGUGACGGGGGUGAUCUCCGUGGCGAAGCCGCUGGACCGGGAGGCGUGGGCGUCUUACUCGCUGGUGGUCCAGGCGGCGGACCGCGCAAGCAGCCCCAGGGUGGACCGCGCCACGGUGAACGUGGCCCUGCUGGACGUCAACGACUGCAUGCCCACGUUUGAGCUCUCUCCGUACACCGUCACAGUCCAGGAGAACCUGAAAGACCUGCCCAUCAACAUCUUGCAGGUUGUGGGCCGUGACGAUGACUCCGGUCUUAAUGGGCACCUGAGCUACAGUCUGAGCGGCGGGGACGAGGAAGGCUGCUUCAGCCUGACAUCCAGUGGGCAGCUCAGACUGGCGCGCACUCUGGACCGCGAAGCUCGGGACCACUAUGUCCUCCUGAUUACCGCCAUUGACUCAGGCUCUCCCUCUCUGAGUGGCUCUGCUACUGUCACCGUGCUGGUUGAUGAUAUGAACGACAUGGUACCAGUCUUCUUCUUCUCUUCCUACCACACUGCCAUCGCAGAAGACGCGCCCACAGGAAGUGAUGUACUGCUGGUCAACGCCUCCGAUGCAGAUGUUGAACAAAAUGGGGUUGUGAGUUACAGCCUAAGUGGAGGACAUGGACAGUUCUCCAUCAACCCAGCCACGGGCCAGAUCAUAACCAGUGCCCUGCUGGAUCGAGAGGUGCAAGGCAGCUACCAGCUGCUGGUUGUGGCAUCGGACGGCGGGCACGCCUCCCCCCUCUCCAGCUCAGCCAUGGUGUCCGUGAUCGUGACCGACAUCAACGACAACCCGCCACGAUUUCAUCAUCACCCCUACGUCACACAUAUCCCCGCCUCCACCUCUCCAGGUUCUUUGGUGUUUGCCGUCACCGUAACGGAUGAAGACUCAGGAUCCAACGCCCAGCUGCACUACUCUCUCAGCGGCAGAAACUCAGACAAGUUCACCAUUGACCCUGUCCGUGGUGCCAUCGUGGCCAAUGAGAAACUGACAGGCAGUUCUGAGGUCACGUUCACGGUCCGUGUAACAGACGGCGGCAUCAGUCCCAAAACGGACAGCACCACGGUAACCGUCCGGUUUGUGGUGGGCGAAGACUUCCCCACCAUCAGACUCAAAGAUAAGAGCUUCACCUUUCCAGAAAGCCAAGAUAUAAACACCGUUGUCACCAAGGUUACUGGGACGUCCACAAGAGCUGGGCCGUUGUCGUACUACAUUGCCAGUGGAAACUUGGACAAUGCAUUUCACAUGGACCAGCUUACAGGAGAGCUUUCUAUUAAAAAGCCACUGGACUACGAGAACAUUGAGAAGUAUGUCCUGUGGAUUGAGGGAAGGGAUCAGAGCUUCCCUCCAUAUUCAGCUUACGAGAAAAUCGAAGUCAUGGUGCUUGAUGUUAACGAUAACGAUCCGGUUUUUGAGAAAGAGCCAUUUCACGCUGAAAUUCUAGAGAACCUUUCUCCGCAGAGAGUGCUCGUGGUGUCUGCUCUUGACCGGGACAGCGGCCCCAACGGGCAGCUGGAGUACGCCAUUACCGACGGAAACAAAGACAACAGCUUCAGCAUCAACCGGGCCACAGGGGAGAUCCGCACCACACGACCCCUGGACAGGGAGAAGGUAGCUCAAUACACUCUGAAGGUGAAAGCCACAGACCAUGGCAUUCUGCCGCGGAGCACUGUGGUCAGGCUCGUUAUCAGCGUUCUGGAUGUGAACGAUAACGCCCCCAGGUUCUCCCAGAUCUUCAGCGCCAUGGUACCUGAGAAUGCACCCGUGGGAUACACUGUCACCCACGUCACCACCACAGACGAGGACACAGGGGUCAAUGCCGUGAGCCGCUACUCCAUGAGUGACACGAGCCUUCCCUUCAUGAUCAACCCCAGUACAGGAGACAUAACCAUUAGUAGGCCUCUCAACAGAGAGGACACUGACCACUACAUCGCCAAAGUUUCUGCCCAUGACUCUGGCUGGACUGUUAGCACCGAUGUGACCAUAUUCGUAACCGAUGUAAAUGACAAUGCCCCUAGAUUUAGUAAGCCAUCCUAUUACCUCAGCUACCCUGAGAUGACUGAGGUGGGGUCAUUAGUCACCCAGGUCUCUGCUACAGACCUUGAUAAGGGAGUUAAUGGUAAAAUUUUCUAUUUCAUCAGGUCUCAGUCUGAAUAUUUCCGUAUCAACGCGAGCACUGGGGAGAUAUUUAUCAAGCAGCAACUCAAGUACCAAAACUCAACUAGUAAUGUUAAUAUAAACAGGCAUAGUUUUAUUGUGACAUCAUCUGACAGAGGUCUCAAACCCCUAAUGAGUGAAACGACUGUGAUCAUAAACAUAGUUGACAGCAAUGAUAAUCCCCCCAAGUUUGAGUCAUCCUCCUACUUCACUCCAGUCACUAAGAGUGUCAAGGUUGGCACAAAACUCAUCAAAGUAACAGCACAUGACACUGAAGACUUUGGUGUCAACUCCGAAAUCGAAUACACAAUAUCAGGGGGCAACAGCUCGAAUAAAUUCCGUUUGGAUAAACAGACUGGAUGGGUGACGAUUGCCUCUUCUCUCAUUUCAGACAUAAAUAAAGUCUACCUGCUUGACAUAACAGCGACCGAUAAAGGGAACCCCCCUCUGUCAGCCAAAACCAGUCUUAAGAUCGCUGUCACAGAAGAGAACCACCACACUCCAGAGUUUUCUCAAAGCCAGGUUAUCGCUACAGUCUCCGAGAGCCUGUCAGUCGGCACGGCAAUCCGUACUCUCUCGGCCAGAGACAAAGACAAGGACAAGCAAAUGAACGGCCUUGUUACGUACAACAUUUCCUCGGGCAACAGCGACGGGCUGUUUGUGGUCAACAGUAAAACGGGGGUCUUAUCUUUGGCAAAGCCGUUGGACUACGAGAAAAAACAAAAGCACGAGCUUAGAAUCUCUGCCACAGAUGGAGGAUGGAUUGCAAAGACUAGCUAUGUUACAGUUGUCAUUCACAUUACUGACGUAAAUGACAAUUCACCACUGUUCGAUCCCAGUGAGUAUUUCCCUGUCGUGCAGGAGAAUGUGCCGAGUGGUACUACAGUUGUGAAAAUGAAUGCCAUAGACAAGGACUCGGGCUCCAAUGCGGUGUUGGCUUAUGUCAUCCAGUCUUCUGACAGUGACCUGUUCAUCAUUGAUCCCAACACAGGAGUUAUUACCACACAGGGUUUCCUCGAUUAUGAGGCUAAGCAGGUGUACCACCUGACUGUCAAAGCCUUUAACGUGCCCGAUGAAGAUCGUUGCAGCUUCGCAAAUGUCAACAUUCAGCUCAAAGGAGCCAAUGAAUAUGUCCCUCGGUUUGUGUCCAAGCAGUACUACUUUGAAGUUUCAGAAGCCGCGCCCAAAGGCACCGUGGUAGGGGAAGUGUUCGCAAGUGAUAGGGACUUGGGGGAAGAUGGUGUUGUGUAUUACCUGAUUUUCGGCAGAAGCAGGAGAAAAGGUUUUGGCAUCAAUAAAAAUACAGGUCAGAUCUACGUCACUGGACCCCUUGAUCGUGAGAAAGAAGAAAAAAUCUCCUUGAAAGUCUUAGCUAAAAAUGCAGGCAGUAUCAGAGGGGCGGAUAUCGAUGAGGUGUUUGUGAACCUCACAAUACUUGAUGCCAACGAUCCUCCAGUGUUUACCCAAGAGCUGUACGACGUUCAGGUGAGUGAAGGGCUCUCACCUGGAGCCCUGGUCACCUUCGUCAGUGCCGAAGACUCCGACUCUGUGCCGAGCUGGAGCAGGUUUACCUACUCCAUCACCAGUGAUUAUGAGAAAACUGCUUUCACCAUUAACCCACAGACUGGACAGGUGUCCGUCGCCUCUGAGCUAGACCGCGAGACCAUGCCUGUGUACAACCUGACCCUGCUGGCCGUAGACUCUGGGUCACCCGCAGCUACUGGCACCGCCACCUUGAUCGUAACUCUGGAAGAUAUUAAUGAUAAUGGACCCACCUUGGUGACCACAAAUGGAAAGGUCAUGGAAAAUCAGAGGGCGGGGACACCGGUGAUGACCCUCCAAUCCUCUGAUCCAGAUCUGGCACCAAAUCGAGGACCUUUCUCCUACAGUUUGCUUACACCUGGGUCAGCUGCAAGUUACUUCAUCUUAACCUCUUCUGGGCAGCUUAGCACCAGUCAAGCGAUAGACCGAGAACAAAUCAGCGAUUUUUACCUCUCUGUGGUUAUCAAGGACUCUGGGGUUCCUCAGAUGUCCUCCACGGGAACUGUCCAUGUCAAAGUUGAUGAUCAGAAUGACAACCCAUCCCAGCCUCGUUCUGUGGAGAUCUAUGUUCACUACUUUGGGAACACGUUUCCUGGAGGGUCACUUGGCAUUGUAAAGCCUCAGGAUCCAGACACACAGGACACAUUCCACUGCUCUUUAAUCCCUCCUAUCAUAAGCCUCUUCAGUAUCCCCUCGGGGACUUGCAACCUCAACUCAAAUGCUCGGUCUACGGAUGGGAUGUUUGACCUGUCGGUGCACAGCAGCGACGGUGUCCACGGGGCUGUCAACAGCAACAUUCGUGUUUUCUUCAUCGCAUUCACCAACGCCACUGUGGAUAACAGCGUUCUCAUUCGACUUAGUUCCCAUAGUAUCAGCAGCUUUCUCACCGGCCAUUACCUCAGCUUCUUACGCGUCGCAAAUUCUAAGCUAGCAGGUCUGGGUACCGGAGUUCAGCUCUAUGGGGCUUUUGAGUUGGGCAAUCACACCUUCCUUAUGACAGCUGUCAAACGGGGCCAGGGACAGUAUGUCAGCCCCAGUGGUGUGGCCACCUUCUUCCAGAGCAUUAAAGAGGUGCUGCACAGGCAAAGUGGGGUUCGAAUCGACUCCGUUGACCAUGACCCCUGCACUCACAACCCUUGCCAGAACGGCGGCAGCUGCAAGCGGCGUCUCAGUGUCGGACCAGACAUAAUGACAGCAGAAAGCAUCCCGGUCAUUCUCGUCUCAAAUCGCCCCCUGCAGCCCUAUGUCUGCAAUUGCAGGCCAGGCUAUGCUGGCAAUCUGUGUGAAACGGACAUCAAUGAAUGCUUCCCUUCCCCAUGUCACAAUGGAGGGACAUGCCACAACCUUGUGGGAGGCUUUACCUGUUCCUGCCCUGAAGGCUACACUGGGAUGGCAUGCGAAAGAGACAUAAAUGAGUGUCUGUCCAGUCCGUGCAAGAACGGGGCACUGUGCCAAAAUUUCCCGGGCGGUUUCAACUGUCUAUGCAAAUCCGGAUUCGCAGGGAAAACCUGUGAUUCCAUCAUCAAUUACUGUGAGUGUAACCCCUGUUUUAAUGGAGGUUCCUGCCAGAGCCGUGUGGAAGGCUAUUACUGUCACUGUCCGUUUGGUGUGUUUGGGAAACACUGUGAGCUAAACAGCUAUGGCUUCCAGGAGCUCUCCUAUAUGGAGUUCCCCAGCCUGGAUCCCAACAACAACUACAUCUACGUGAAGUUCGCCACGCUGAAGGAGAACUCCUUGCUCAUGUACAACCACGACAACCAGACCGGUGACAAGGCCGAGUUCCUGGCCCUGGAGAUCUCGGAGGGUCGGAUGAGGUUCUCUUUCAAUCUCGGCAGCGGCACCUACAAACUGAUGACCAUGGUGCGCGUUUCAGAUGGCCUGUUCCACACAGUCAUAGCAAGGAGAGCCGGGAUGGCUGCAUCUCUGACUGUCGAUCUGUGUGGAGAGGAUCAGGAGCCAGGCUACUGUGCUGUCAGCAACGUGGUGGUGCACACCGACUGGAUCCUGGACGUGCAGCCCAAUCGUCUGUCAGUAGGGGGCGUGCGCUCGAUCCAGCCCCUCCUCCAGCGCAGGGGUCAGGUGGCCUCCCACGACUUCGUGGGCUGCAUCAUGGAGUUUGCCAUCAACGGACGGCCACUGGAGCCAUCCCAGGCACUGUCGUCAAACGGGAUCCUGGACAGAUGUCCCAGGUUGGAAGGAGCGUGUGUCGCCAACCCGUGUCGUCAUGGUGGCACCUGCUUGGACAUGUGGUCAUGGCAACAGUGCCAGUGUGCCAAGGGCUUCACGGGCAGACACUGCGAGAAACACAUCUCUGCGGACACGGCCCUGUCCCUGGAUGGCAGCGGGCGUGUGGAUUACAGCGUGCGUCAGGGCUGGAUGAGGGAUGUGCUCCUGGAGAAGGGGCUCCAGAGCGCCGCACACACACACGCUGAGAGCAGCCUGGAAGUGAAGUUCCGCACACGCAGCAAAACAGCAACUCUGCUGCACGUGCAGGAGAGCUCCAACUACACUACUGUCAGGCUGAAGAAUGGCAAUCUGCAGUAUGUUUCUGACGCCGGAGUGGGAGGGAAGGUUGAGAGGAUUGUGGGAGAUGUAGUCCUCUCUGACGGCCAGUGGCACACAGUGCUGCUGUGGAGGAACAGUUCCUCCACCACCAUCCGCAUCGACGAGUCCAGCCUGAGGGCGGUGCAGCACGCCACCCAGGACUUCGGAGGUGUCGACGUGCUCAUGCUCUCUCUGGGAGGAGUGCCAUCACGGCCCAGUCUACAGAAGUCCGCACCAGGAUUCGAUGGCUGCUAUUUGUAUAUAAAGUACAACGGUGAGCUCCUCCCAUUUAGCGGUGAGCACCGAGCCGUCUCCAUCUCCUGGACGGAUCCUUCGGUGAAGAUUGGCUGCCGCGGCCCCAACCUCUGCGAGAGCGCCCCCUGCUGGGAUGGCCUGAUGUGCGUCAACCAGUGGUACACCUACCAGUGCGUCCCGCCGGGCGAUUGCGUGUCCAGCCCCUGCCAACAUGGGGGCAGCUGCGUGCCGUCUGCCCGGGGGGGCUUCAGCUGCGUGUGCCCGGAGCCCUAUACAGGCCGCGUGUGCGAGAGCCUGGUGGCCUGCCUGGGUGUGGCCUGCCCCCAGGGCACCACGUGCAAGGCGGCCAGCGGCGAGGGCUUCACCUGCAGCCCGGACGCCAGCGCCGAGGAGCCGACACUGCCCAUCUGGGCGGUGCCAGCCAUCGUGGGUGGUUGUGCCAGCCUUCUCGCCCUGGUGGUGCUCAGCCUGAUCCUGCACAACCACUGCAAGGGCGGCAGCAAGGAUGACAAAAAGCCCAAGGAGAAGAAGGAGAAGAAGAAGAAGAAGAAGAAGAAGAAGAAGGGAAGCGAGAACGUGGCGUUCGACGACCCGGACAACAUCCCGCCCUACGGGGAUGACAUGACGGUCCGGAAGCAGCCAGAGGGGAACCCCAAGCCGGACAUCAUUGAACGGGAGAACCCGUACCUGAUCUACGACGAGACAGACAUCCCGCAAGUGGGCGAGGCGGUGCCGAGCGCCCCGUGCGUGCCGUGCGGGGUGCCCGAGGCCGACAUCGAGCACUACGACAUCGACAACGCCAGCAGCAUCGCGCCGUCCGACGCCGACAUCAUCCAGCACUACAAGCAGUACCGCAGCCACGCGCCCAAGUUCAGCAUUCAGAGGCGCAGCCCGCUGGGCUACGCCCGCCAGUCGCCGCUGCACCUUGGAGCCUCCAGCUACACGUACCAGCCCACCUACGCCCAGGGGCUCCGCUCCACACCGCUCAGCCAUGCCCAGUGCCCCACGCCCAACCCCCUCUCCCGCCACAGCCCUGCCCCCUUCGCCAAGCCCGCCCCCUUUUACCGGAACACGCCCACGCGGGAGCUGAACCUGGCACGGCGCGAAGGGAGCCCGCUGGACCUGCACGCCGAGGCGUGCCAGGCAGCGGCCAUGUUCAACUACGCCACGCGGCUCGGCCGACGCAGCAAGAGCCCCCAGGCCGCGGUGGGCCCCGGCUCCCGGCCUGCCAGCCGCCUCAAGCAGCCCGUGGAGCAGAUCCCCUUAGAGGGCGGCCCACCCGUGGGUCUCUCCAUCGAGGAGGUGGAGCGUCUCAACACCCCGCGGCCCAGGAACCCCAGCAUCUGCAGUGCCGACCAUGGGCGCUCCUCGUCCGAGGAGGACUGCCGGCGUCCCCUGUCCCGGGUGCGGAAUCCCGCCGACGGCAUCCCAGCCCCGGAGUCCUCCUCGGAGAGCGACUCGCACGACUCCUUCACCUGCUCGGAGAUGGAGUACGACCGGGAGAAGCCGGUGGCCUACAGCUCGCGCGUACCCAAGCUGUCGCAGGUCAAUGAGUCCGAUGCCGAUGACGAAGACUACGGGGGGCGGGCGAAGCAGAGGCGGUACUCCAGCCGGCGGGCGGAGGGCGGGCCCGGCGGAGGCCGCGCCCUGCUCGGGGAGCACCAGCACCAAACGCUGCCCCACAAAAUGGGCCAGGGGGCGGGCAGCUUCAACUGGGACAGCCUGCUGAACUGGGGCCCGGGGUUCACUCACUACGUGGACGUUUUCAAAGACUUGGCGUUGCUUCCAGAAAACUCCACUGCUGCUAAGGACAUUGAGAUGAACAGUGGUGAUGGUUCGGUCACCAUCAUCGCGGAAGGGGAGACCGAGCAGUACGUAUGAGAGCGUGUUUCUCCCCACACCCCUCGCUGGACUACAGGCACAGAGGAGAGGAGCGUUAGCAAUAAUAACUGAGUCGACUGUGGGGUUUUUUUUGUCUUUGGUUUGUGUAUCCGUAACAAGACGAGCUUGAAUGCAGUAAGGCAGAGCGAUAUUCCCGUAACAGUUCUCCGGGACACCUCCCUCCUGUUCAGAGCGGUGCCGUAGACACACAGCAUGUCUCCUAGAGAGAGAUUUUUAACAGUCCCCCACGCAUCCUGAAAUAGUCUUUAGUGGUCCCCUACUUCUUAGUGAAUUCCAGACUUGCAUAAAGACGUCCAUGAUGACCCGCAGAUUUCCAUUCCGUCCUUCGUAUAGCAGAAAUCCAGGGAAGGCUGCAGGAAGGCAGGCUGGAAGUGCAGCCCAGCAAUUGGACGGACCCCUCCUCUCUCGGAGCUCCGCCCCUCCUCUUUCAGAGCUCCCUGUGUGUUUUUGUGUGUGUGUGUGUGUGUGUGUGUGUGUGUGUGACAGCGUUCUGGCCACUCCAGUGUGCUGAAAGACGCUACAUUCCCGGUGUACGAGAGCCUGAGCUGAUCACAGCUGAGCGUGACUGAGCCUUCCCGAGAGAGGUUAGGGACAGGACACUGGAACAUGUGAACGGGACAUUGUGGCAUGUGAACGGGACAUUGUGGGAUGUGAACAGGACAUUGUGGGACACUGCUGCACCAGACUUCAAGAUCCACACCGUUAGAAGCCACUGCUAGUGACCUUUGACCCUGACUAAAGCAAACCCUUGCACCCGAGAUGAACCCAUCUACAUUUGCAUCAACUCUUUGGAAUUCAGUGUUCUCAGUUACAGUUUGUUCUAUUGUUCUGUUUGUCUUGUUUUGUUCUGUUUUAUAAUGUAAUGUUUUUACUUUUUUACUGUUUAUUAACUUAAAGUACUUAAACAGUGUUUUUAUGGAUAUUUUUCAUAUGCUGGAAUUUAUGAUCUUACUUUCAGGGGAAGUAAGAUUAAAGUACUUAUUUUUACAUUUGUUACUUAUGUAACAUCAGUAUUUUCCACUUUUUGAUAAAACUAUAACAUACUGUACGCUUGAUAUGUGUAAGAGCCAAUAACAAAAUAAAAAAAAAAGUAUUUAUUUAAA
This is a messenger RNA of Electrophorus electricus (electric eel), 16536 nucleotides long. RefSeq names its product FAT atypical cadherin 4 (gene fat4). Gene Ontology annotation, biological process: multicellular organism development; cell migration; homophilic cell-cell adhesion. Lineage: Eukaryota; Metazoa; Chordata; Actinopteri; Gymnotiformes; Gymnotidae. Gene Ontology annotation, cellular component: plasma membrane; catenin complex. The record is from RefSeq and is a predicted model, not a curated record. Gene Ontology annotation, molecular function: beta-catenin binding; cadherin binding; calcium ion binding.